AUGAGCGUUCCAAUGAUCUAUAGCUUAUUUAGCGUAGCUUGCGCUUUAUUCUUCCUACGGUGGAGGAAUCAUCCUCUUAGCCACAUCCCUACCAUUGGGACUUCCUUGCCAAUCCUUUCUUACGUCGGAGCUUUCAGGUUUAUUCAUCAUGCUCGUGAUCUCCUGCAGGAGGGAUAUGACAAGUACAGAGUGUUCAGGAUUCCCAUGAUCGACCGCUGGCUCGUCGUGGUCAGCGGCGCAGAGAUGAACGAGGAGCUGCGCAAGUUUCCAGAUGACCAGAUGUCGUUCGAGCAUGCAGUAGAAGAGAUGGUUCACACCAACUGGACGAUCCAGCCAGACAUCUCGCGCUACCCAGUGCAUGUAACCGCCAUCAAGGAGAAACUCACGCGCAAUCUAGCCGUCGUGACCCCCGCUAUAGUCAAUGAAGUUCAGCUUGCCAUGGACGAGCUGAUUCCGGCGACUGAGAAAGAAUGGCUACCAGUCACCGGGUUUCAAACUAUGAUGAAGAUCGUAGCAAGAGCAAGCAACCGCAUUUUCGUCGGUGAACCCCUAUGUCGUAACAAGGAAUACUUGGACAUUGCGGUUGGUUUCUCCAACGACGUCAUCAAAGGCACGGCGGUGCUUGCCUUCGUACCCGCGUUUCUACAGCCUAUCGUUGGGCCUCUGCUUCCUUGGCCACGGUGGGCAAAACGGCGCAUGUAUCCUAUCGUAAAGCCGAUGCUAGACGAGCGACGGAACCAACUGGAUCAGCAAGGCGAGGGCCAGGCAGACAAACCUAAUGACUGUUUGCAGUGGUCCAUGGAGGAGGCCAGGCUUCGAGGACUUGGUCACCCUGAGGAUCUUCUCGUACAAAUCAUCCUAGUUCUCAACUUCACUGCGCUUCAUACAUCGACCAUUAGCUUUACGCACGCGCUGUUUCAUUUGGCAGCAAAUCCGGUGUAUAUACAGCCUCUUCGCGAAGAGGCUGAGCGCGUCCUGCAGGCGGAGGGCGGUUGGUCGAAGGCUGCACUGGGACGCAUGACCAAGAUCGACAGCUUCCUGAAAGAGUCGCAACGAGCCAACGGUGUCGCGGGCAUUUCCAUAUUCCGCCGGGCGAUGAAGGAUGUGACGCUCUCCGAUGGCACAUACAUCCCCAAGGGCACUAUCCUGGCUGCUGCGACGACGUCCACGCACCAUGACGAGAGGAACUACGAAAAUCCUGAUGUGUUUGAUCCCUUGCGGUACUCCAGGCUGCGAGAGCGGGAGAACGAAUCAACGAAGCACCACUACGUUUCGACCUCCGCCAAGGACAUCGGCUUUGGCCAUGGUAAACACGCUUGCCCAGGACGCUUUUUCGCUGCCAACGAGUUGAAGCUCAUGAUGGCGAACCUCGUGCUGAAAUACGAUGUGAAGUUCCAGGACGAGGGUCAGAGGCCCGAGAACGAGUGGCUUUCAAUCAACGUUAUGCCUUGCCAGACUGCCCAAGUGUUAUUUAGAAGACGGGCGGCGUCCUGA
This is a messenger RNA of Rhodofomes roseus, 1494 nucleotides long. Its product is annotated as cytochrome P450. Gene Ontology annotation, molecular function: monooxygenase activity; heme binding; iron ion binding. The coding region runs from base 1 to 1494 and encodes 497 amino acids. The transcript has 11 exons. NCBI's taxonomy places the organism in Eukaryota, Fungi, Basidiomycota, Agaricomycetes, Polyporales, Fomitopsidaceae. The record is from RefSeq and is a predicted model, not a curated record.